Purpureocillium takamizusanense is the source of this 2168-nucleotide messenger RNA. RefSeq names its product U4/U5/U6 small nuclear ribonucleoprotein prp3 (gene prp3). Gene Ontology annotation, biological process: mRNA splicing, via spliceosome. Bases 359 to 1822 code for a protein of 487 amino acids. The record is from RefSeq and is a predicted model, not a curated record. The transcript has 2 exons. Lineage: Eukaryota; Fungi; Ascomycota; Sordariomycetes; Hypocreales; Ophiocordycipitaceae. Gene Ontology annotation, cellular component: U4/U6 x U5 tri-snRNP complex.
CCCAAAAACACCAACACUUAGUUACUUGGUCGCUGUUGCCUCCGUUGUGCCAGUCCUUGCGAUCCAUCACCACUGCGUCCGGCCUCGCGUCCGGCGCUCUCGACUACGAGCCUGGUCUCUGCUCAUACUUUGCCUCUCCGAAGCGCCUUGGUCUGACGUUUUUGAACUGCCACCUACCGUCUCGCCCGGCACUCAGGCUCGGCCACUGCUAGGCGGAGGGAGCUUACGACGAGCAAUCCCUGACGGGUCGUCCUCACACACCGUACUCGCAAUCGUGUGACACGAAGCGAGGCACGAACGGAAGCGGGCGCCAUAGCGUGACAAGUAUCUGGACGCCGAAGGGGGGACUCGCAGCGCCAUGGAUUCUUCACAGCACUCUGGACUAGGCCCGCGCCGUGACGCGGCAUCAAGAGUCCAAAAACCUGAGUCUACUGCUGACAAGAUGGCGGCUCUCAAGGCUCGUGUGGCAGCCGCCAUCGGAACGAGCAAGGCAAAAGGCGGUUUGAGCGUUGGCCUGCACCCGGCCCUCGAGGAUCUUGGGUCUUGGAAAUCGCAGGCCAAGACCACAGACAGUCCGAAGACACCACGAACAUCACAUGUUGAGCCGGCCAAGUCACCCCGGCUCAACACGCCGAACAGCCGACCCGUCCAGGGCAAGAGUAAAGACUACAAUCCGUAUUUCGACGAUAGUCUCGCCUCUCAAACAACCGGGGGCAGACGGCGGGAGCCGAAGCAUUUGGUUUUCAAUCAGAAGGGCAAGUACAUUCAGCAAGCGAGUGCCCUCCGUCGGCAGGCUGCCCUGGAAAACAUGAAAAAGAGGAUAGCGGAGCAGACGCGGAAAGCCGGUAUUGAUGAUGACCUGGACGUCGAGAAGAACUUCGUGGUGGAGGCACCUCCAGGAAUCGAGUGGUGGGAUGAGGGCUUGCUUGCUGGACAGAGCUACGACAGCCUCGAGGACCCGAUGAAACUGAAGAUACUUUCGCCAGACAGCAUCGUGACGGAGUACAUUCAGCAUCCAGUUGCUCUGGAGCCUCCCCAGGACCGCCAUGCGUCGACCGCAAAACCCAUGUACCUUACAUCCAAGGAGCAAGCCAAGAUACGCCGCCAGCGUCGUAUGGCAGAGCUGAAGGAAAUGCAAGCCAAAAUCCGACUCGGAUUGGUGCCUGCGCCACCCCCAAAGGUGAAGAAAGGCAACCUAAUGCGUGUCCUUGGAGAUGUCGCUGUCAAAGACCCUACGGCAGUCGAAGCGAGAGUCAAUCGUGAAAUAGCGGAGCGUCACGACAAACACGUCCAGGCGAACGAGGAACGCCAGCUCACCAAGGACCAAAAACAAGAAAAGUUGGCCAAAAACCAGCAAAAGGACGCGGACAAGGGUAUACAUGUCCUAAUCUUCAAAAUCAACAGCCUGGCCAAUGGGCAGCAUCGCUACAAGAUCGGUGUCAACGCCGAGCAGUUGGGCCUCACGGGGACUUGCAUCAUGCACCCCAAAUUCAAUCUCGUCAUUGUCGAGGGUGGAGCAUGGAGCAUAAACAAAUUUCGGAAGCUGAUGCUCAACCGCAUUGAAUGGACUGAGAACUCUCCACCAAAGUCCAGGGACGACAAGCGCGAAGCUGGCCGCGACUGGCUCAAGGCCGAGACCGAGGACGGGAGCCUCAAGGACAUGUCAUUGAACGAAUGUAAGCUUGUCUUUGAAGGCGAGCAAAAGGCGAGAGGCUUUCGAAAAUGGGGCAGCAAGGUUUGUGAGACGGACCAAGAGGCCAGAGACGUUCUUUCACGGGCCAAGAUGGACAAUUUCUGGUCUCUGGCCAAGGGGCUGGCUUAGACAAAAUGAAGACUUGUGCGCCUUGCUCUACAACUUGAGUGCCAAGGAACGUGGGGACAAGUCCAACGCAUUCUAUUUGCGUUGUCCGCCCGCUUGGCUCUGCCGAGCGCAUCUAUAAGAACUUGUUACAUCUCUUGCCACAUCUCCUCUCGCACACUGACUGGGCUUAGUGCACAGUAUGUUCCCACCGCACAAAAGAACUACCCGCCGAUGUGCUAAUGGCACGUUGCCCCGCGUUGUUAACUUCGCCAGGGUUGUUCCGGCGGCAGUGUGUGUGGUGAAGUUGGUGGCAUCAGGAGGCCCUUUCCAUCUGCCCCACCAUUCUCUUGCUCGAUCCUCGGGGCUG